Molecule: messenger RNA, 453 nt
Organism: Didymodactylos carnosus
Lineage: Eukaryota; Metazoa; Rotifera; Eurotatoria; Philodinida; Philodinidae
Source: the annotation of a GenBank genome assembly
AUGAUGAGCAAUCACGAUGUAAAUCAACGUCUUUUUUCUUCACAAUCACAAAGCACCAGUCCGUAUCUUAGUAAUUGCUUAUCUACAUCAUCUUAUGGAGCAAAUAAUGAUCAAAGUAAACAAACAGAUGAGUCAUCAAGACAGCGGCAACAUAGUACCUAUCAAGAUAAUAAUCCAGAAAAAAUGGAUCAAGACAAUUCUAGCGUCGAGCUACAACAUUUUAAAAAGAAAUCCAAAACAGUACAUAGUCAGGCGGAAGCUACAAUGUCAGGAUCCAGUUCGACUCUCGGUCCUACAUUGGCUACAGGUAUUGACAAUGGUCCUUCACAGCAAGCUCGGCGUUAUGCGGAAACGAGAUUUCCAUUUCCACCAUUUAUUGUUAAGUUUACACAAGAUGUUAAAGAGCAAGAUAUAUUAAAUGAAUUAGAUGAUCAUUUUUACAAAAGUUCAUAA